GCGGAGAGGAGGCGGGGAGGGGACCGCGCGGCGCGGCGGGAUGGAAGGGCUUAUCCCGCUCGUCAACCGGCUGCAGGAUGCUUUCGCAGCACUGGGCCAGAGCUGCCUGCUGGACCUGCCGCAGAUUGCGGUGGUGGGCGGGCAGAGCGCCGGCAAGAGCUCGGUGCUGGAGAACUGUGUCUCCAGGGAUUUUCUUCCACGAGGUUCUGGAAUUGUAACAAGACGACCACUGGUCUUGCAACUCAUCACUGCCAAAACAGAGUAUGCUGAAUUUCUACACUGCAAAGGGAGGAAAUUUACUGAUUUCGAUGAAGUUCGCCAGGAAAUUGAAGUAGAAACGGAUAGAAUAACAGGCAUGAACAAAGGCAUUUCUUCAAUUCCUAUUAAUUUAAGAAUAUAUUCUCCACAUGUAUUAAGCCUGACUCUUAUUGAUUUGCCGGGAAUCACUAAAGUGCCAGUAGGGGAUCAGCCUCCAGAUAUUGAACAGCAGAUCAGAGACAUGAUCAUGCAGUUCAUCUCUCGAGAAAACUGUCUGAUACUGGCCGUGACUCCUGCCAACACUGAUCUGGCCAACUCAGAUGCACUGAAGUUAGCUAAGGAAGUGGACCCUCAAGGCCUUAGGACCAUCGGUGUGAUCACAAAGUUGGAUUUGAUGGAUGAAGGGACAGAUGCAAGAGAAAUUCUAGAAAACAAACUACUUCCUCUUCGCAGAGGUUACAUUGGUGUUGUAAACAGAAGCCAGAAAGACAUUGAUGGGAAGAAGGACAUAAAGGCAGCUCUUCUAGCAGAACGGAAAUUCUUUCUUUCCCAUUCAGCAUAUAGACACAUGGCAGAUCGCAUGGGAACACCAUACCUCCAAAAAGUUCUAAACCAGCAACUUACCAAUCAUAUUCGGGACACCCUGCCAGCCUUCAGGAGCAAACUCCAGGGUCAGCUGCUUUCUAUAGAACAUGAAGUGGAGGUGUACAAAAACUUCAGACCAGAAGAUCCAACCAGAAAAACAAAAGCUUUGCUGCAGAUGGUGCAGCAGUUUUCAGUGGACUUUGAAAAAAGAAUUGAAGGAUCAGGAGAUCAGGUUGAUACACUGGAACUUUCAGGAGGUGCCAAAAUCAAUCGUAUUUUCCAUGAGCGUUUUCCUUUUGAACUAGUGAAGAUGGAAUUCAAUGAGAAGGAGCUGCGGAGAGAAAUAAGUUAUGCCAUCAAGAACAUACAUGGUAUCAGAACAGGCUUGUUUACUCCAGAUAUGGCAUUUGAGGCCAUUGUUAAAAAACAGAUAGUCAAACUGAAAGGACCUUGCCUAAAAAGUGUGGAUCUGGUGAUGCAAGAGUUAAUCAACACUGUCAAGAAGUGCACUAAAAAGUUGGCAACAUAUCCAAGGCUGUGUGAGGAAACAGAAAGAAUUGUUGCUGGUUACAUUCGUGAACGAGAAGAGAAGACCAAGGACCAGGUGCUGCUGCUGAUCGAUAUCCAAGUUUCUUACAUCAACACUAACCAUGAAGACUUCAUUGGCUUUGCAACUGCCCAACAAAGAAGCAGUCAGGUUAACAAAAGUGCAGUGGGAAAUCAGGGAACCAAUCUACCGCCUUCAAGGCAAAUUGUCAUCCGGAAAGGCUGGCUGACCAUCAACAAUAUUGGCAUCAUGAAAGGAGGAUCCAAGGAGUACUGGUUCGUUCUAACUGCAGAAAGCUUGUCCUGGUAUAAAGAUGAUGAGGAAAAAGAGAAGAAAUAUAUGCUGCCUUUGGACAACUUGAAAGUGCGUGAUGUUGAAAAGAGCUUCAUGUCUAGCAAACAUAUCUUUGCCUUGUUCAACACGGAACAGAGGAAUGUUUACAAGGAUUACCGUUUCCUCGAGCUAGCCUGCGACUCUCAAGAGGAGGUGGAUAGCUGGAAGGCAUCUCUGCUACGAGCCGGUGUCUAUCCCGAUAAAUCUGCAACUGAAAAUGAGGAGAAUGACCAAGCAGACAAUUUUUCAAUGGAUCCCCAACUGGAGAGACAGGUGGAGACGAUUCGCAAUCUUGUGGACUCCUACAUGUCUAUUAUCAACAAAUGUAUCCGAGAUCUGAUACCGAAAACAAUCAUGCAUCUCAUGAUCAAUAAUGUAAAGGAAUUUAUCAAUGCAGAGCUCUUGGCUCACCUGUAUUCUUCUGAGGACCAAAACACUCUAAUGGAGGAGUCAGCUGAACAGGCACAAAGGCGAGAUGAAAUGCUCCGCAUGUACCAAGCACUGAAGGAAGCUCUGGCAAUCAUUGGAGAUAUCAGCACCAGCACUGUCUCAACUCCUGCACCUCCUCCUGUAGAUGACUCCUGGCUUCAGCAGGCCCGCAGAUCUCCUCCUCCGAGUCCCUCAACUCCGAGGAGGCCUACAUUAAACAAUCCCCCAACCAGACCUUUAUCUGGCCGAGGACCUGCUCCUGCCAUCCCAUCUCCAGGCCCACAGUCAGGAGCUCCCCCAGUCCCAUUCCGCCCAGGACCACUGCCUCCAUUUCCAAGUGGUGGUGAAGCCCUUGGAGGACCUCCUCAGGUUCCCUCUCGGCCAACCCGGGCUCCGCCCAGUGUCCCAAGUCGAAGACCACCCCCUUCACCUACUCGGCCCACUGUAAUUCGUCCAUUUGAUUCAUCCCUGUUAGACUAAAAGAAGCUUCUGGCAUGUCAUUCAUUGUUAACCAAAUAUGUGGAAACAGAUUGCUUGGUAACUGUUGCAAUAACCAAUGUAUAGUCGCAUGUCUGGACAUCUGUAGGCAAGUAACCAAUUUUACUGAUAUACUCUCUGUCCAUUCUGCAUUGUUUAUGAAGUCUUCAGUGUUUUGGGAAGGUCUGUGCUGCUUUGACUUCUCCUUUUACAAUAGCUGAUGUUAGCUAACGUACUGACACGUGUCUUCACCCAGGCAACUGUACUCAUCACAGGCCUGUACAGCAAUUGGAGGGCUUGACUUUAUGCGUGUUUGUGCAUGUGUUGAUUUGAUUUGCUUCUGUUUUUUCAUCUUAUAUGAAAAGAGUCUUGCUUUAAUUUGUGCAUCUCAGGUUUUCUGUCAUUUUGAAUCAUAGAAUUAUGCCUGUCUUCUCUUUUAAUGCUGAAACUGGGCAAAGAAAAGUAACAUGAUUUCUUACCAAGCUCUUCUGAAGGCCACUUCUGUCUUUCAUAGAAGGUAGCUGGAUGGCUGCUUCUCCUAUAAUUUCUCUUUAUCCAAAGUCUAGUUUUUAAAGAAUGUUGUUAAAUAAGAAGGGUGUGGAUGGGACAAUGUAUGCUUUGCUAUAUUUCCACACUGCCAGCUGACGCGCAGAGUUGGUUGAGAACCAAUUUGUAGUGCCUCAGCUCACAGGAUUCAGCGUGGAGCUGUUUCACCCUGCAGCAAGGAUGUGAGAGGGUGGUUUGAAGAGCCAGUACAUGACAGAGCAGCGUGUGUCAACUUGCUUUGUCAUCAGCUAGUGCUUGCUCAUAUUCGUACUCCCACGGAAUGCAUGGGAAGCUUUGAGGAUAUGUGAGUGCAAAUAAUACAUUUACAUGUACUGCAUGGCUGGAGCCAGGGAACUCAGUGUUGAUUUUGUGAAACAGAAGGCAACACAGAUACAGAUAUGUGUACAGCUGUAAGUGGGCUACUGCUUCUCUGCCUGCUGUAAGCUAGUUCACAGAGCUAUGGCCUAGAUUUACAUCUCGACUUUCCAAGGGUCCAGUUUGGAUUUGAGUCAGUAAAGUUCUGUUAUGCCCUCUGUAUAAAGACUUUAGACUUUAUCCUUGCAUCUCUUGAAAUCCUGCACACCUUGCAUCCUGGCAAUGGAUUAUUUUAGCAGAUGUGCCCUUGCAGAGGUCCUCUCUGCCUGUUAUUCUGCACUUUGUAUAUAAACCCCUUUUGUCUUAACUGCAUUACUUCACUUUAAACACUAAGAGUCAGUGUCACCCCUAUGGCUUAAAACUGAGUUAACAGAAUGCAAUUAAAAAUUAACAUGGCCACAUUUCUUCAGAAAAUAUUAAUUGCUGUUAUUACAAUUAUGGUUACAGAUCUUAAGCAAGGAAACUGGUAGUUGCAGGGGCCCCUAGUAAACUGUAUUUAUUGAGACUGUGUGUAGGGCUCCAGCCAGCUGUAACCCCAUGAUUAGGAAGAAUCCAAUCAGAGCCACAACAAAUGGGGAUUUAGCCUGUGAAGUAUUCCCAAACUGCUGAUUAGUUGUGCUCACCAUUGAAGCAAAUCAUGUUUCAGCUUGCAUAAGAGAGAUGAGCUUGGGAAAGCAUCAUGAUUUGUAUGUUAGCUUAGCUUUAAUUUCCUGUCAAUCUCAUACAUGUGACACACACCUGGGGAGGCUAGAGGUCAGCAUCCAAAGCACAGUGAUGAUGGAGUUUGUCAGAGCACAGGCAUCUUUGUGAUCUCAGAAGACUGCUUAAGUGGCCAGUGUUUGUUUGGAGAACAGCCCCAGCUCUCCCUCCCCAGGUGCACAGAAUCAGCUUUCAAGAAAAAGAAACAAAACAACAAAAAAAACCCCAGGUUGAUCUGUAAAGCCAGUUACAGCUGCAUUCAUUUCUGUGACCGAAAAAAAAAAAAAAAGAGAAGACUUGGAUGAUUUCUUUUAUCUUCUACACAGUUUUCCACUGUGUAGCUUGCUCUGCUGCAACAUGCACUGCAUGUAUUGGAUGUAUUUUUAUCAAUGGCCAUAGCAGUCCAUGCGGUUGCCCAGCCACCAAACCUCUAAAUAGCUUGGCAGAACUCUCUGUCACUGACAGGCAGCUGCCUGCUGAUGGCCGGGCCUAGUGCCUCAGCCAAAAAAGUCACUUUAACCCAAAAUGUUGAUAUUCAUUCAGUGAUUCCACAAGGCCAUGGUCUGGGUUUAUCCCACAAUGCCCCAGACACUCAGUUUAAUUGUCAAAGGUCCCUCUUGCUCAGUGGAAAGAGGGGGUGAUUCAGGCCAAUGUGGCUGUGUGGUAGGUGAGGGUGGUAAUGUUAGUAAGCAAGGAGCCUUGCUCAGAUGACAUAGGUCUGAGCCUAAAAACAUGUAAAAUCCACUGUAUCUGAGAGUCCUUCAUUUACUUUAAUGACAGUUUCUGUCAAGCAUAAGGAAGCAAGUAGCACAAUUCAGAACUGCCCCUUAAGAAAUUGUCUUUCUCAGCAGUAAUCCUGAAUUGUAAAUUAAGUUCUCCGGAGUGGAUUUACCCAUAAGAGGUGGUGGAGGAGGCAGCAACGCACCUGUGACCCUGCUGUCAGCACCAUCUGGUUCUGUGCUUGAUGGUGAGGUUGCAGGACACAGCUGCACAGCUCUCCCUUACCCUGCAUCCUCACUCAGCUCACAUCUAAACCUGGCCUGUGCCCUAAAUGCAAGACUUUAAGGUGUACAGGUAAUAAUUAACCAUGAGCACUGAUCCAGGGGUUGACAAUUUAGCACCUAACUUCUUGCAUAUAUGCUUUUCAGAGUAAACUGCACAGAUUUGUUGUUUCUAGGAAAAGUGCUAAGUGCUUCCCAAGAAAUUGCCACAUCCAGUUGAGUAAGUACUGUCCUCCCAGCCUUGGCCUGUUUCCUCCUGCUGUACAGUGCCUGGAACAAGUUUGUUUGUCCUGCUUGCUCCUGAUGCUGGUGCGUCAGCGUCUUUCCCAUCCCUUGCUCUCAGAGGAGCAGCCCUGGCAGCAACUCAAUUCAUGCCUGAAGGACAACAGGACAAGUACCCUGUGGAUCUGCUAGAGGGACUGGCUACCUCAGGCUGGCCACUGCUCCCUCGCAGAUACCUAAAGCCUGAGCUCCUAUGUCUGAGAAGCAUAGGUUGCUCUCCAGUUCUUUGUUUCCCUCUGGCAUAGCUCAGAAGAUUGCCAGAGAGCAGUGGAGACUCCCACUGGGUACCAGCAAGGUUUCUGAUACUAUGUGAGGUGUGUAAUUAGCUGGGUGAUGUACGCAGCAAAGUUUCAGCAGAGUGCUCAUCUGGUAUUGCAUUUAGGCUAAGCCUGGGUCUCUGCCUAGAGAACUUGUUCCACCUCACCUCCUUCUGGCUGACCGACAGCGGAAGAGCUUGUGCAUGCCCAUAAAUAGCUCUCAGCCUUUUAAUCUCAAGGGAUCUUGUGUUAGGUUUAAAAAGAUUGUAUGUUCAGUUAAAAAGCUUAUGUACAUAGUUAAUGUGUGCUUAUUUUAUUGGCAAUCUUGUUGCACUUUCUGAGUAAGCCUCAUAAAAGUAGGUUAUUUAUUAUAGUUACAGGAGAUAGGCUAUAGGUGAUGGCAUCUCAUGUUAAAGCAUCACAUAUUAUUAUACUCUCCAUUGCAGACAGCUACACUAAACAACGUGUAUGCAGCAUUGCUGAGAUUGCUGGCUAGUUCUGACCUUUAGUAUACUAAAAUAGUCCAAACCUCCUGAACUGAAAGCAGACCUAUUUUGCACCUGUGACUCUGGGGAGGCAUCUGACCUCUUGACGUGCUUAUGGCAGUUCCUCCUGCUGUGGCAUUGAACCUCCUCCUCAGGCUCGAGCAGAACUGCUUCACUGUGUAAAUGAAUGUUACUCUGCCUGUCUUUCCUCUUGCUUUGUCUGCAGGCGAGCUGAUACCGAUGGCUCCUCUCGUCCAGACAGUCCUCCACAUUUGCUUGAUAUAUGAUUUGUCCCCACCUUGCCGGCUGUUUGCUUUACUGCCUGUCUCUUUGCUUUUCCAGGACAGUGUAAACGAUGACUUCUUUUUGUAAGAAGCAAACACUUUAUUUCUUUCUGAUUUUUUUUCCUCUGUAUGUAAAUGCCCUACUUCAUAUGAGCCAAACCACCUGCCUUUGGUUUCAUCUGUAUAUCAUCUAUAAAUGCUUCUUGGUGUUGACCUUUGAGCACAGCAAGUUGAUUCCCAAAACCACGGUCAUUACUGAGCACUCCAUGCACCUGCUGUAAAAAUCUUAUGCUGCAUUUCUGAACCUGAAAUAAACUGUAACUCUUGAUGGGCUUUUAUUAUUA
Messenger RNA from Pogoniulus pusillus (Red-fronted tinkerbird), 6902 nucleotides. RefSeq names its product dynamin 3 (gene DNM3). Gene Ontology annotation, cellular component: cytoplasm; microtubule; plasma membrane. Lineage: Eukaryota; Metazoa; Chordata; Aves; Piciformes; Lybiidae. The coding region runs from base 41 to 2632 and encodes 863 amino acids. Gene Ontology annotation, molecular function: GTP binding; GTPase activity; microtubule binding. Gene Ontology annotation, biological process: receptor internalization; synaptic vesicle endocytosis. The transcript is spliced from 21 exons. The record is from RefSeq and is a predicted model, not a curated record.